Saimiri boliviensis boliviensis (Bolivian squirrel monkey) is the source of this 4093-nucleotide messenger RNA. RefSeq names its product importin 9 (gene IPO9). Gene Ontology annotation, cellular component: nuclear envelope; cytosol. Gene Ontology annotation, biological process: protein import into nucleus. Lineage: Eukaryota; Metazoa; Chordata; Mammalia; Primates; Cebidae. The record is from RefSeq and is a predicted model, not a curated record. Gene Ontology annotation, molecular function: small GTPase binding.
CGGCCGCGGGGCUGGCGGGCUGAGGGGAGGAAAGAUGGCGGCGGCGGCGGCAGCUGGUGCGGCCUCGGGGCUGCCGGGUCCAGUGGCACAAGGAUUGAAGGAGGCCUUGGUGGAUACGCUCACUGGGAUCCUAUCCCCAGUACAGGAGGUGCGAGCGGCUGCUGAAGAACAGAUUAAGGUGCUGGAGGUGACGGAGGAAUUUGGUGUUCACUUGGCAGAGCUGACUGUAGAUCCCCAGGGGGCACUGGCAAUCCGUCAGCUGGCAUCAGUCAUCUUGAAACAAUAUGUGGAGACUCACUGGUGUGCCCAGUCAGAGAAAUUUAGGCCUCCUGAAACUACAGAAAGGGCAAAAAUUGUUAUCCGGGAGCUAUUGCCUAAUGGGUUGAGAGAAUCGAUAAGCAAAGUGCGCUCCAGUGUGGCCUAUGCAGUGUCAGCUAUUGCCCACUGGGACUGGCCUGAAGCUUGGCCCCAACUCUUCAACCUGCUCAUGGAGAUGUUGGUGAGCGGAGACUUAAAUGCCGUCCAUGGAGCCAUGCGUGUUCUGACAGAAUUCACUCGAGAAGUGACGGACACACAGAUGCCACUUGUUGCUCCUGUCAUUCUCCCAGAAAUGUAUAAGAUCUUCACCAUGGCUGAGGUCUAUGGUAUUCGAACCCGUUCCCGAGCUGUGGAGAUUUUUACCACUUGUGCCCAUAUGAUCUGUAACAUGGAGGAGCUGGAAAAGGGUGCAGCCAAAGUCCUCAUCUUUCCCGUGGUACAGCAGUUCACAGAGGCCUUUGUUCAGGCCCUCCAGAUACCAGAUGGCCCAACAUCUGACAGUGGGUUUAAGAUGGAGGUCCUAAAGGCAGUGACAGCCCUAGUGAAAAACUUCCCAAAGCACAUGGUGUCCUCCAUGCAGCAGAUUCUGCCUAUUGUUUGGAACACCCUAACUGAGAGUGCAGCUUUUUAUGUGAGGACAGAAGUAAAUUACACAGAAGAAGUAGAAGAUCCUGUGGAUUCUGAUGGUGAAGUCCUGGGCUUUGAAAAUCUUGUCUUUAGCAUUUUUGAAUUUGUUCAUGCUCUACUAGAAAAUAGCAAAUUCAAAAGCACUGUUAAGAAAGCCUUGCCUGAAUUGAUUUAUUAUAUUAUCCUGUACAUGCAAAUCACUGAGGAACAGAUUAAAGUAUGGACGGCCAACCCCCAACAGUUUGUAGAAGAUGAAGAUGAUGAUACAUUCUCCUAUACUGUUAGAAUAGCAGCUCAAGACUUGUUGCUGGCUGUGGCCACAGAUUUCCAGAAUGAAAGUGCAGCAGCCCUGGCUGCUGCAGCCACUCGACAUUUACAAGAAGCUGAGCAAACCAAAAACAGUGGCACUGAGCACUGGUGGAAGAUCCAUGAGGCAUGCAUGCUUGCCCUAGGCUCAGUGAAGGCCAUCAUCACUGACAGUGUGAAAAACGGCAGGAUUCAUUUUGACAUGCAUGGGUUCCUGACCAAUGUCAUCCUUGCAGACCUCAACCUCUCAGUGUCUCCUUUCCUCUUGGGCCGGGCACUUUGGGCUGCCAGUCGGUUCACUGUUGCUAUGUCUCCUGAACUAAUCCAGCAGUUUCUACAGGCAACGGUCAGUGGUCUUCACGAGACACAGCCCCCAUCAGUUCGAAUUUCCGCAGUGAGAGCCAUCUGGGGUUAUUGUGACCAACUGAAAGUCUCAGAGAGUACCCACGUGCUCCAGCCCUUCCUCCCCAGCAUCCUUGAUGGCUUAAUUCACCUAGCAGCCCAGUUCAGCUCAGAGGUCCUCAACCUGGUGAUGGAGACUCUGUGCAUCGUUUGUACGGUAGACCCUGAAUUCACAGCAAGCAUGGAAAGCAAAAUCUGCCCCUUCACCAUUGCCAUUUUCCUGAAGUACAGUAAUGAUCCCGUCGUCGCCUCACUGGCUCAGGACAUCUUCAAGGAGCUGUCCCAGAUUGAAGCCUGUCAGGGUCCAAUGCAAAUGAGGCUGAUUCCCACUCUGGUCAGCAUAAUGCAGGCCCCCGCAGACAAGAUCCCUGCAGGGCUCUGUGCGACAGCCAUUGAUAUCCUGACUACAGUAGUACGAAAUACAAAGCCUCCCCUUUCACAACUUCUCAUCUGCCAAGCUUUCCCUGCUGUGGCACAGUGUACCCUUCACACAGAUGACAAUGCCACCAUGCAGAAUGGUGGAGAGUGCUUGCGGGCCUAUGUGUCAGUGACCCUGGAACAAGUUGCCCAGUGGCAUGAUGAGCAGGGCCACAAUGGACUGUGGUAUGUGAUGCAAGUGGUGAGCCAGCUCCUGGACCCCCGCACCUCAGAGUUCACUGCGGCCUUUGUGGGCCGCCUUGUCUCCACCCUCAUCUCCAAGGCAGGGCGGGAGCUGGGGGAGAAUCUAGACCAGAUUCUUCGCGCCAUCCUCAGCAAGAUGCAGCAGGCAGAGACUCUCAGUGUCAUGCAGUCUUUGAUCAUGGUGUUCGCUCAUCUGGUGCACACUCAGCUAGAACCUCUCUUGGAGUUCCUGUGUAGCCUCCCAGGACCUACUGGCAAACCUGCCCUAGAGUUUGUGAUGGCUGAGUGGACGAGCAGACAGCACCUGUUCUAUGGACAGUAUGAAGGCAAAGUCAGCUCUGUGGCACUCUGUAAGCUGCUCCAGCAUGGCAUCAAUGCAGAUGACAAACGGCUACAGGAUAUCCGUGUGAAGGGAGAGGAGAUCUACAGCAUGGAUGAGGGCAUCCGCACCCGCUCUAAGUCAGCCAAAAACCCAGAACGCUGGACAAACAUUCCUUUGCUGGUCAAGAUCCUAAAGCUGAUCAUCAACGAGCUCUCCAACGUCAUGGAGGCUAAUGCCGCUCGCCAGGCCACUCCUGCAGAGUGGAGUCAAGAUGACUCCAAUGAUAUGUGGGAGGACCAGGAGGAGGAAGAGGAGGAGGAGGAAGAUGGUUUAGCUGGCCAACUUUUAUCUGACAUUCUUGCUACAAGUAAAUAUGAGGAGGAUUACUACGAGGAUGAUGAGGAAGAUGACCCUGAUGCCCUGAAGGAUCCUCUCUAUCAGAUUGAUCUGCAGGCAUAUCUGACAGAUUUCCUCUGCCAGUUUGCUCAGCAGCCCUGCUACAUGAUGUUUUCAGGCCACCUUAAUGACAACGAGAGGCGAGUUCUACAAACCAUCGGCAUCUAAAAAGGGGAGCCUUUCUACAUUUGCUCCUUCUGGCCCAGCCACAAACCAUUUUGCAGCCCUCAGUGGCCUUAAGAUGCACUUUCUUCUCAACCUAAAGUGGCAUCUUGACCUUUGGCCCUUGGCCUCAGCAGUGACACUGAUGACAACUCAGACCAGGCUCACCAGUGCCGGUCACUUAGGAAUGCUGGAACAAAGGACAUUUUUCAAAGUUCCCCUGAAGACAUCCCAUCUCUGGAACCUUUUUUCUCCCCAACUCUGCCCCAACCUCUGUUUUUAGAGCCCUCUGCUGGCCAGUCCAGAAACAUUAUUGCCCAGAAGAAUUACGUGUUCAUGGAUUAUUUUGCCCCGCCUCAGGAACACAGGAAGUCACUACCAUUUAUAUUCUAAAACAGACCUAUCUACGUUCAUAGGACUUCUGAUGUGUUCAGAUAGGAAUCCUCAAGAAAGAUCAUUAUGCUUUCUGCCCUGGACCACUGCUGCUCUGGGUUCUCGGGAAGAACAGGCAGGAGCAGCUUCAUUCUAAGCCUUUACAGUGACCUCUGCCUUGCUUCCCUUCUACAACACUAAGGCUCCUCUGUCAGAGGAGGUCAUCUUGUUUUUGCCUCAUUGCAUGACAUAACCUUUCCCCUUAAGCUGUUCCUAUAUAUACAUGCACACACAAACUAAGCCAGACAGAUGGCAAUUUGAUUUUCCUUUUUUAGAAAAAAAAAAAAAAAAAAAAAAUGGGGAAAAGGGAUUUUUUUUUAAAAUUCACCUGACCCAACUAUAUUUAAUAUGCCUCUCCCACACAUUACCACAGAGUCUGAUAUUCAAAAGUUAUCCCCUCUCCCUCAGGAAGCCUCUAAAGUGGUUAAGUUUUAGCCCUCAAAUUUGCAACAUGUAUUUUUCUAGGACAGUAAAGUAAUCUUUACAAAUGAAUUUAGUUGCAUGGUA